AUGACAACAAAGAACAUGCCUCCCAAUACAACCCAGUAUCUUGUUAGGUAUGUAUCUCCUAGCCAACCAAAGAAUGGAAACAAUAGAUAUGUGGCUGCUAGAAUUACAUUGAAGAGGACAAAGAAGGUGGACAUGAAACCUAAGGUGUUAGUUGCUAAAAUUGAUGUUAAUUCUUCAAGAGAUCAUGUCUACAUACAUCUACAUCCUGGUGCUAUUAUUAAUGGAAGAGAGUCAUUUAUGGUGAGAGCUAAAACAACAAUUAUUACUGACCCCUCACAAAUUGGAACCCAAUUCACUGAAGUUGCUGGAAUGGCAGAGGCUAAAGCAGAAGUGAUGGAAUUUGUAGAUUAUCUUAAAUCUCCAAUGAGGUUUACUGAUUUAGGGGCUAGGAUCCCUAAAGGGGCUCUCUUGCAUGGACCUCCUGGGACAGGAAAGACCUUACUAGCACGAGCAAUAGCUAGUGAAGCUAGUGUACCAUUUAUUUCUAUUGCUGGUCCUGAUUUUGUAGAAAUGUUUGCUGGAGUUGGUUCAGCUCGAGUUAGAGCUUUUGGACAAGCUAGAAAGAAUGCGCCUUGUAUUCUGUAUAUUGAUGAGAUUGAUGCUGUGGGAAAAUCACGACAAUCAGGACCUGCUGUUGAAGGUACAAGUGAACAAGAAAAUACUCUAAAUCAAAUAUUAGUUGAAAUGGAUGGUAUCAAUCCAUUGGAAGGUGUUGUAGUUUUGGCUUCAACAAAUCGUGUUGAUAUACUUGAUAAAGCUCUCCUACGACCUGGUCGUUUCGAUCGUCAAAUUGCUAUAGAUUUGCCAACACUUCCAGAGAGAAAAGCAAUCUUUGAGGUCUACCUACGCAGAAUAUUAUUAGAAAGACCAUUAUCGGAAUACUCAUCCCGUCUCGCAGCACUGACCCCUGGCCAUAGUGGGGCUGAUAUCGCUAAUAUAGUCAAUGAAGCAGCUCUCCAUGCAGCUCGAGAGAAGGGAACAAAGGUUACUGAACGGAACUUUGAGUAUGCUAUAGAACGUAUUAUAGCUGGUAUGAAAAAGAAGAACUCAACGUUGAGUUCUGAAGAGAGAAAGAAAGUUGCUUAUCAUGAGGCCGGCCAUGCUGUUGUGGGUUGGCUUCUGGAACACACAGAUCCUAUCAUGAAAGUAUCUAUUGUCCCUCGAACUAAAGGACCUCUUGGUUUUGCUCAAUAUUUGCCAUCAGAUCAAAAACUAUACACCAGAGAACAGUUAUUUGAUCGUAUGUGUAUGAUUCUUGGAGGUAGAGCAGCUGAAGCAAUUUUCUUCAGACAAAUAACAACAGGAGCUCGAGACGAUCUUGAGAAAGUUACUAAUAUGGCUUACAGACAGAUAGCAGAGUUUGGUAUGAGUCCAACUAUUGGUCAUAUCUCUUUGCCUCAGUCUCGAUCAACAGAGCCAACUAAGAGAUUUUACAGCAAUAAACUAGCAAAAAUGAUUGAUGAGGAAGCAAGAAGUCUUGUCAAUUCAGCUUAUUCUAGAGCAGAGACAAUUUUAAAGGAAAAUCAAGAGAAAGUGGAAAAGCUUGCUGAGUGUUUACUAGAGAAAGAAGUACUAAAUUAUAAAGAUCUUGUUGAAAUUUUAGGUUCCAUACCAUAUCAGAAAACACACCAUCAUUAUCAAGACCUUGAGGAUAUGUGUCGUGGGUGUAGCAGCACAAACAAACCAGAUAUGCCUAAGAAAAAAGGAAAGAAAGCUUAUCGUCCUCCUCCCUGCACUCCAGAGGAAUGCCUGCAUGAAGGUCUAAGAAGGACAAGAUGGUGGCUGCAGGAGGACAGUGCUAUCAUUCAAACAUAUUUUGAAAGACGGGGUCACGAAGACAUUUCUGUUGAAGAUUGCAUUGCAACAUUAAGACACUUGCAGGCACCUUUGUCUUCAGAACAAACUAAUUUGUUGCUAAGAUACUUGGAUCCAGCUCAUUCUGGUACCAUCACUGUCAAAUUUUUGACAGAUAUAGCUGAAAAAAACAGAUCAAGAUUUGUUAAAGAUAGCAUAUACCACGUCACUUAUGGAUCCUCCUCCCCUCCUCCUGAGACUGAUGGAGGUGUUAGUAAAAAGAAGAAAAAGAAGGAAAAAGAAAGAGAUUGA
This is a messenger RNA of Gigantopelta aegis, 2106 nucleotides long. RefSeq names its product paraplegin-like. Gene Ontology annotation, molecular function: ATP hydrolysis activity; ATP-dependent peptidase activity; ATP binding. Gene Ontology annotation, biological process: mitochondrial protein processing; protein-containing complex assembly. The record is from RefSeq and is a predicted model, not a curated record. Gene Ontology annotation, cellular component: m-AAA complex; membrane. NCBI's taxonomy places the organism in Eukaryota, Metazoa, Mollusca, Gastropoda, Neomphalida, Peltospiridae.